ACACUGCCAACAGUAUGCCUAACCUUAAAUUAAGACAAAAAUAAAAAAUGUGUUUUCAUGAAUUUUUACCAUAGCCAAUUUUGACAUUGUGGCUGUGGUAACUAGUCAAAACCCUAAAUCAUAUGGGAAAGGGAACGCUAUCAAGUUUGUUCUCCUUCAAAGCAGUGAAGCUGGCCUGCUUGGUGAUGGUGGGGUUGUGAGGACCUGGACUACAAGGAAGGCACAGAGGACAGGCUGGGAAGCACAGAAACAACCAUCAUGCUCAGGAACUGCACUGUCAGCGUUAAGGACAUUACUGCAAGGCUGUUAAGUGCUCACUGACUAGCUGACCUCUUAUAGUGAGUGCCCUUAUCCCCCUACUUUUCAACUUCCCUUCAUAGGAGGGUACGAGUCGACACACUAACAAAUGCAGUAAGAGUAAAAUCAUUUUUACCCACAAACAGACACUCUUGAAUUGCAAACCAUGGUGGAUAACCGCUACGCUACAGCCCUGGUCAUUGGCUCUGUUCUGAGUCUGCUGGCCACAGUCUAUCUCUCCGUUGCCGUGGGAACACAGCACUGGUACCAGUACCGAAGUCCGCCCGGCAACCAUGAGGCCAGCAACGCGUCGGAGCUGCGCGAGGACUUCAUCAACGGGGAGUUUGAUGAAAAGGCUUACAGCGACACUCUGUUCCGCCUCAACGGCACACUGGGGCUGUGGUGGCGGUGUGUGCAGGCGCCAGGCCAGUCACACUGGUUCAAAGAGCCUGAUCCUAAGAUGGUGACACAGUGUGUGAGCUUCACCCUGCCUCAGCAGUUUUUACCCAAGUACAAAGAACCAGGGAAUCACAACACUGGGGAGGACCUGCUUCGGACAUACCUGUGGAGGUGCCAGUUCCUGUUGCCUCUGGUGUCCCUAGCCUUUGUGUUCCUCAGCGGACUCGUCGGCGUUUGCGCCUGCCUCUGCCGCAGCAUCACCCCCACCCUGGCCGUUGGAGUGCUCCACCUGCUGGCAGGUCUGUGUUCCCUAGGCACAGUGUGCUGCUUCCUGGCUGGCAUGGACCUGCUCCACAGGGUCUCUGUGCCUCCCGACAGUGUGGACGGCUCCCUGGGCUGGUCCCUGUACCUGGCCCUCAUCUCCUCGCCGCUGCAGAUGAUGGCGGCCGCCCUCUUCCUGUGGGCCGCCCGGAGCCACCGCCAGAACUACACCCGCAUGACGGCCUACCGGGUGGCUUAAAGAGACUGGGUUUCUUUUAUACAUCAGGGUUGCAUUCAGUAAGAGCGUAACGUUUUGAAAUGGAAGAUGUGAAGUUGUAGAGUGUUGCCAGUAACAUGCAGACUCCAAUUUGUAGAAGGUGAGAUUGUUUCUAUGAAAUGGCCAAGUUUCUAAACAUUUUACGACCUGCAUGUUUUACUGAAUGUGACCCUAAACUAAUCCUAAAUGGCAGUCUACUCCUGAGGGGUAUCCUACGAAGCAGGUUUGAGUAAUUAGCCAGGUGACUUUGGUCAACUCGGAGUUCAAUUCGGGGCACCAGUCAUACGAAAGUGACUCACCUUUUAGCCAAGUACAUUUCUAUGGCAACAAACCCAUCAGAACUCCGGGCCGGGCUAACUCGCAGCUAACUCCACUUACCCUGAAUAAAAUGACAGAGCCGUGAGUUGAGGACCAAUGAAAUCCGAUACCUCUCGAUCAAAGAUUGCGUCGUCAUCCCUUUCAUUUGAGGAAGACGAAUGAUUCGAUAUUAAAAAAAAUUAAAAAUAUUUUAAUUGAAUCAAAUGGUUUGUUUGUGUAAAAAAAAAAAUGUAUUUACACAUUUAGUAAUGACAGAAAGCAUUUUAAACUUCACUCAAUGUAACACUUUUGUAUAACUUAAAUAAAUAUUGAUAGGAGUGGGUAGAAAGUGCUUGUGCACACCAAAGUCAGCAUUCAUGAGAAGUAAUAAAAUAAAGACGGUUAGUUCAUUUUGGAAAAAUGGUUUGAGUAGUUUUAGCUUGCUUCCUAGGAUACUCCUCUGCUCUUGAACGGCCUGUGUGUUCGCGUCUGUAUUAGCCCAGCACCGAAGCUGUUAAACGUCCUGUUGGUAAGUAGAAUCUGGGUCACGUUCAGAGGGGUGCAACGUACUGAAACAUUGCAAAUAGAAAUGUGAUAAUUAGAGCUGACAUUUCUUACUCGUCAUGUUAGAGUAUCUGAAGGCUCCACAACGUUGUGCCCUACUGAACACAACUCGAGUGAUUUAGGUGCUGGGCUGGGACAAAAGUCUGCACUCCGUGGCCUCGCCAGGACGAGACAUGAAGAGCACAGGGUGGCCCAAUGAUUCACUCUGUAACAACUACGCCUUUACAGUGUCGUCAUGACAAUCUUCCCCAUUACUACACCUGAUUGGCAGAUUUUAGGGUGACUAAACCUUCGACACCUUAACUACACCCCACAGGGUGGCGCAAAGAAUCUCUCCACCUUAAGCACAACUGUUCGACAGCUCACACUAGCCAACGUAACCUCAAACGAGACUUCGCCUGUACAAACAUAUCCUAAGAGCGUCUCACUGUCGUAGAGGCAAGUGUUUGAUUUGAUUUUCAGAUGAAUUUGUCCCCAGCAGCACGUACUGUAUGUGUAUAAUGUUUAACAACACCUGUGGUUGAUUGUGAGAAGGUGAGGUACGUUUGUUUUUCUUAAACUGUUUUGUUGGUGAAUCUUUAGCGAUGCUUUUUUUUCUUCAAGUUAACGAUUGGAGUCAUAUUUUGCCUUUGUUGCCAUCUCUACCAUUUAUGAAUGAACGCUUUUUGCAAGCCUUUUUUUUCUAGGUUUUCCUAAACGGUUCGUUUUUUGUUGUUGCUUUUUGAAGUUUUGUAUUAUGUUAUCUACAGAGCGUUGUAGUGACUUUUGACCCCGUUUGCCUACAUUUCCCUUUUUUAUUUCAGCUGAUGAGAAUGUUCAGUUGAAUUUUGUGUCAUAUGUCGAUUUGGAAUGUAACCACUUUGCCAUUGUCAUCCAUAUUUAUUGACAUUUAUUUGAAUGUAAAGACAUGUUAUCCCGGGUUGUUUUGACACCGCUAUAGCUAACCUGUGUUUUGAUCUUCCUCUUGAUGUCCAUGAUAUUGUUUUGGUUAUGUUGAAGUAAAUGCAGUUGCAAUACUUAGCUUUUCUGAAGCCUACUUGAAACUACCAAUGACAAGACAACGGGCACUAACUCCAAGUACACUUGGUAAAUGAGCACUCGACAGAUAUUGUUUACUGGGACACCGUUUUAUGAAGGGUGUCUAAAUGUGUCGAGACAACUUGUGGCUUUUGUAAGUGUUUUUAUGUGACUAUACCUAAAGCGUACCUGUUUCCAUAAGAAUAAAGUUCAGCUCUGCUGA
Molecule: messenger RNA, 3335 nt
Organism: Salvelinus fontinalis (brook trout)
Lineage: Eukaryota; Metazoa; Chordata; Actinopteri; Salmoniformes; Salmonidae
Product: claudin domain-containing protein 1-like
Exons: 5
Coding region: 464-1216 (250 amino acids)
Cellular component (GO): membrane
Source: RefSeq, a predicted model, not a curated record